This is a messenger RNA of Aspergillus fijiensis CBS 313.89, 334 nucleotides long. RefSeq lists its product as uncharacterized. The record is from RefSeq and is a predicted model, not a curated record. The coding region runs from base 1 to 267 and encodes 88 amino acids. The transcript is spliced from 3 exons. NCBI's taxonomy places the organism in Eukaryota, Fungi, Ascomycota, Eurotiomycetes, Eurotiales, Aspergillaceae.
AUGCAGCUUCCUACUCUCCUCCUCACUCUCCUCAGCGCCACCGCCGUCAUGGCCCUCCCCUCGGCGGAGACCAGCAACGCAGACCUUGCCGCCCGCGGUGACAGCGGGUGCUUCCCUUUUUCUGACCCCGAUUGCGGCAUCCCCACCUCUUACUGCCGCUGUGCCAAUGGAUGGUACUACCUCUUCAACUCGGACGAGGGUGGCUGCAACCCUCCCUGGGGCUUCGUGGCCACUGAUAUCAGCGGCGUGCCUGGCUGGUACUGUUAAGAGCUCGACUAUUGAAAGGCCGGGCUUGUUGACUUGAAAUUGAAAGGUCCGGGAGGCUUUGAGCGAG